Molecule: messenger RNA, 852 nt
Organism: Aphanomyces astaci
Lineage: Eukaryota; Oomycota; Saprolegniomycetes; Saprolegniales; Verrucalvaceae
Exons: 3
Coding region: 1-852 (283 amino acids)
Molecular function (GO): D-amino-acid oxidase activity; FAD binding
Source: RefSeq, a predicted model, not a curated record
AUGGAAGCGAGUCCAAACGCCUUAAAGUGGUGUGAAGCUACGUUUCACAAAUGCGUGCAGCUCAUGCGGGAAUACCCCGAGAGCGGCAUGCACAUCGUUCCCAACAUCACCGUGAGUCAGCACCCCCUCAAGACGAACACUGCGGCCAAAGCCAUGACCCCUACCACCUAUCGAGAAAGCUCCGACCUCACGUCUCCCGCCAUGACGUCGUGGCUUCAAACUCACGGCACGGCGGAACUCGGCUCGUUCCGUCAUCUCCAGCACUAUGAUGCGGUCGUGGCCGACAUGGGGGUGUACCUCGGCUGGCUGAAGGAUCAAUUGGCGUCUCACCGUGUCCACAUCAACGCCCUGCAUGUAACCGAUCUCCGUGCAUUGGCUACCCCUGGAACGAUUGUCGUCAACUGCACUGGCCUCUUCAAAGAGGACCCGGCCAUCUUCCCAUGCAAGGGCCAAGUGGUGAUGGUGCACGCUCCGUGGAUCCGAUCCGCAAUAUGCGACGAAGAUUCCGGCGCGUACAUGAUUCCUCGGCCGAACGGGAACCUCAUCUGUGGCGGCACGGCGGAGAACGGUGUUUGGAACACCGAUGUCCAAGCCGACGUGACGGACAAGAUCUUGGCCAAAUGCGCGCUAGUCGUGCCGAGCGUCGCGCGCGCCAAAGUUGUGGCUGCCCGCGCAGGGUUGCGACCUGAGCGGAAGGGAGGAGUCCGUGUCGACCUUGAAAAGAGUCCGGCCGGUGGAUUCGUCGUUCAUCAUUAUGGACAUGGCGGGUCGGGGUUUUGUCUUGCGUGGGGAACGGCAGUGGAAGCAUCGUCCCUCGUACGCCAGUGCCUCACCCUUCGAAGCAAGAUGUAA